AAGACAAUUAACAUAAAAAGAAUUUUUCUUUUCCCCUUCUCUCAAACAAACAAAAAAAAAAAGUUACAUCUAAAAUGAUAAACUUCAAGUCAUGGCUUAUUUUCUUCUUAGUUACCAUCGCCAUCGCCAUGGUGGCUGCCCAAUCUUCUAAAAUUCAAGACAUUAAUACCAUUCCAACUACCGUGGGUGAUUUAAUCGGAGAUGACAAUGAGAUGUUGAUGGAUUCUGACAUUAGUCGUCGAACUUUAGCCGGGCGACAAAGAUACAUUAGCUAUGGUGCUCUUAAAGCUGAUCAAGCCCCUUGUGGUCGUCGUGGACAAUCUUACUAUGAUUGUCAGAAAAGAAGUCAGGCAAAUCCUUAUCGUCGUGGUUGCACUAAAGUCACACAUUGUGCUAGAGAUACUAGUUAA
Trifolium pratense (red clover) is the source of this 410-nucleotide messenger RNA. Its product is annotated as protein RALF-like 19. NCBI's taxonomy places the organism in Eukaryota, Viridiplantae, Streptophyta, Magnoliopsida, Fabales, Fabaceae. The record is from RefSeq and is a predicted model, not a curated record. The transcript has a single exon. Bases 75 to 410 code for a protein of 111 amino acids.